UCCCCUCCCGUCCUCCGCGCCCGCACAUGCGCACUGGCAGCACCUGUUAUCAGAGAGCCGCGGCCACACGAGGAGGCAGCGCGAUAAAGUGGAAAAUAACAGAAUUAAGUGAAGAAAAGAGAGAAUAAAAAAGAUAUUAAAGAGAGGAAAGGGAGCCGGACGAGGGAUGAACCAGCUGGAGCGUCAAAAAGACGAGGAGGAACAGGAGGAGACAAACUGUCACCAUGACAACAGUGAUGGGACCAACAAUAACAACAACAACAACAGACGCAAGACGGUGUGUCCCGCUGCAGGAGAACACCCUCUGCAGUAUAACUACACGUUCUGGUUCAGCAGGAGAACUCCGAGCAGACCGGCCAGUUCUCAGAGCUACGAGCAGAACAUCAGACAGAUAGGCAGUGUGGCCUCGGUAGAGCAGUUCUGGAGGUUCUACAGCCACCUGGUGCGUCCCGGUGAUCUGAGUGGACACAGUGACUUCCACCUGUUCAAAGAGGGAAUCAAACCCAUGUGGGAGGACGAGUCUAACCGCGGGGGGGGGAAGUGGAUCAUCCGGCUGCGUAAAGGUCUGGCCAGCCGGUUCUGGGAGAACAUCAUCCUGGCGAUGCUGGGGGAGCAGUUCAUGGUGGGGGGGGAGAUCUGUGGGGCCGUGGUCUCCAUACGCUUCCAGGAGGACAUCCUGUCCAUCUGGAACAGGACGUCCAACGACCAGACGACAACGUCCAGAAUCAGAGACACGCUGAGACGAGUCCUGAACCUCCCUACCAACUCCAUCAUGGAGUACAAGACCCACACAGACAGCCUCAGGGACAACUCGAGCUUCAGAAACACAAAGAUUUCCCUCUGAAGAGUUCCUGACCAAUCA
Etheostoma spectabile (orangethroat darter) is the source of this 862-nucleotide messenger RNA. RefSeq names its product eukaryotic translation initiation factor 4E family member 2 related sequence 1 (gene eif4e2rs1). Gene Ontology annotation, biological process: translational initiation. Gene Ontology annotation, molecular function: RNA 7-methylguanosine cap binding; translation initiation factor activity. The record is from RefSeq and is a predicted model, not a curated record. NCBI's taxonomy places the organism in Eukaryota, Metazoa, Chordata, Actinopteri, Perciformes, Percidae. Gene Ontology annotation, cellular component: eukaryotic translation initiation factor 4F complex; cytoplasm. The transcript is spliced from 7 exons. The coding region runs from base 167 to 844 and encodes 225 amino acids.